UCAGUUAAUUAAAUAUUAAUAAAAAUACGUACAAAUGUAUACACAAGCUUCAUGAAAUGUUCUUUCAGAAAGAAACUAGUUUUCCACAUGGCUCUUCAAUAGUGGCAAGGUGUAUACAUUUCGGUUUUUAUAAGCUGAAAGGAGAUAACACAAUGCACUGUGAGAAUGGGGAGUGGGUGCCAAAGUUUCCAGAAUGCGUUCCGACCAGUGUCAUCACUAAUUUUACAGGCGACGCUCCACCCACUAUACAGUACGCAAUUAUAAGUGGUUCAGCAGUUGUAGAACCCACAGGAGAAUUGUUCGUUUUCCCUGACAGUACUCUACGUCUAGACUGUGUUACUCCAAGAGCUUUAGGCAACCCGGAAUGGAGUUGGACGCAAGCCCUUGGAAAUUACGAAACCGGCUGGUCAUCGGACGAAGGCGAGAAGUAUACCCAUUACAGACUGACGCUGUCAAAGAUGUCCGCGCGUCAUAGUGACACGUACACUUGUGCCACUCCAACGGGACACACCAAUACAGUGAUCGUUAAAGUUGUUAAUGUAGUUUGUCCAACAAUAAACGUGUCUUCGCCUCGGCUACGUCAGUUUACACAAGGAACUAGACUUGGUCAUUCGGCCCACUUUAGUUGUCAAUCUGGUUUUCAUCUUAAUGGCUCUGCAAUUUUGACUUGUAUGGGAAACGGUCAUUGGUCAACCAGCCUUCCGACAUGCCUGGAAACUUUCUGUCCCAUGUUGAAGUCUUUAGGUCCUCACUUAAGUUUCGUUGAAUAUAAUUCGUCAUUUGGGGGUCGUGCCGUAUUUCAGUGUGCCUGGGGCUACAGGCUUGUGGGUUCACCAGGUUUGGAAUGUGAACAUGACGGUCAGUGGUCUGGAGAGGUGCCAAUUUGUUCACCAAUCUAUUGCCCUGAUCCAUUAGUCCCAGAAAAGGGACGUCUGCUAAUAGAGCCAUCUUCAAAGCACGGCAAAUAUACUGUUGGGGACCUUAUGAUAUAUGAUUGCGAAGACGGUUACGACAUUGUCGGAGAGUCUUCUAUAGUCUGUACUGAAAACGGAUAUUGGUCACAUCCCCCACCUUUCUGCCUACUCCCUUCGGUGAUCAAAAAGGCUGAUACUAUAUUUAUUGAGAAUAUAACAUUAGUUCAUGUCGAAGAAUAAUUACUGCAACACACAGCGACCAAAUAGGAAAUA
Molecule: messenger RNA, 1187 nt
Organism: Bombyx mandarina (wild silkworm)
Lineage: Eukaryota; Metazoa; Arthropoda; Insecta; Lepidoptera; Bombycidae
Gene: hig
Product: locomotion-related protein hikaru genki
Source: RefSeq, a predicted model, not a curated record